Dicentrarchus labrax (European seabass) is the source of this 3018-nucleotide messenger RNA. It is a transcript of the gene atf3, whose product is annotated as activating transcription factor 3. Gene Ontology annotation, molecular function: RNA polymerase II cis-regulatory region sequence-specific DNA binding; DNA-binding transcription factor activity, RNA polymerase II-specific. The record is from RefSeq and is a predicted model, not a curated record. Gene Ontology annotation, cellular component: nucleus. Gene Ontology annotation, biological process: regulation of transcription by RNA polymerase II. The transcript has 4 exons. Lineage: Eukaryota; Metazoa; Chordata; Actinopteri; Moronidae. The coding region runs from base 126 to 812 and encodes 228 amino acids.
AACGCACCGGCUGCAAGCGCAACUGUACGCACCGACAGGAAGACAAACAGAAGAGAAGGAGAGACUGAGCUUUAUAAGAGGAGCUUGUAGUUUCUUGAGACCCACUCACUCACAGCUUUAACAGAAUGAUGCUGCAGCACUCAGGUCCCUCGUUGGCUGACAUCAGCUGCUCCGCCCUGGUGCCCUGCCUCUCCCCGCCGGGCACACUCACCCUGGACGACUUCACUGAUUUCACACCCAUCGUGAAAGAGGAGCUGCGGCUGGCCAUCCAGUCCAAGCGCCUGUCCAACGGGCUCAGCGUCGACAUGAGCUCCGACGGGGCCAGCUCCAGCUCGGACCGAGCCUCGGAGCACCUCGCCUGUGGAUCCGGAGUCAAGAGAGAGGCGACACCUCAGGAGCACGAGAGGAGGAAAAGGAGGAGGGAGAGGAACAAAAUUGCUGCUGCCAAGUGCCGCAACAAGAAGAAGGAGAAGACAGAGUGUCUGCAAAAGGAGUCAGAGAAACUGGAGACUGUCAAUGCUGACCUGAAGGCUCAGAUUGAGGAGCUGAAGCAGCAGAAGCAGCAGCUGGUCUACAUGCUCAACCUACACCGGCCCACCUGCAUCGUCCGAGCCCAAAAUGGCCAAACGCCCGAGGACGAGAGAAACCUCUUCAUCCAGCACAUCAAGGAGAGCACCUUACAACUCCACAACAUCACCUCCUCCACUGCCACCACCACCUCCUCCUCCUUGUCCACAUCCAUCUCCACAAUAGCACCUCUAGACGGAGGAUUUCUGUCCCUCGAUCACAUUCAGUGUCCCAGUCACCUAUGAGCAAUCAGGUGUUUUACCACUUUUCUAAGACUUGCAAUGCUUCCACCUGCUGCCAUUAAUGUAGCACAUCAAGUGUUUGAGAGGCAGGUGGAGCUGCUACAGACUUAUGACCUGAGAAUGAUGUGACGUACAAUAAACGCCACCUUUGGAUGACUCCUCGGUCCCGUUCGCCGUCCACAAAGCUGCUAGAGAGAGUGUCGCAUAAAAUGACCUCAACGCCUCCCGCUCCCUGAUACCUUUGCUGCUGAUUGGGCAGGAAGUGACAUACCAUGGACAUCACCUUGACAUGCAUUGUGUAUUUUUUUUUCAAAGCAUUACAGACAGUCAGGGCCAAGGACAGAUGCUAAAGCACUUAAAGACAAAACAAAACAUCAUUUUUUAUUUACUGGUAUUUUGAAUAGAUGAGAGUCUGAUUUAGUGUCUGAUUUUUGUACCAAAGCGGGAUUUUAAGGUGAUAAAGGCACAUAAUUCAACAGUUCACCCACAAAGAAAGUAGACACAGAUUGACCGUGUGAGUGUGUUUGAGCUGCAAGUCACUGACUUAAAAAAAGACAUUGUUGUUUGUGCUUAGUGUAUGAGAAAUAGUAUAUUUAUUAAGUAACUACUGUAUGACGUGUCAAUGCCGUAUCAACCCUGUUUGCUUGUCCUUAAUCCAAUAUGAACUACUAAAUUUGCUGCUACUACUAACCACUCAGGACCUAACUGUAGAAGUUGAUUUUUUUUAUUGCCCCAUUUAAGAGCUAACCUCUCAAAAAGUGUGAAUACAAGUGUGAGGUUGUUUGCUAUCAGUCAGGGUAGGAGUAGCAGCCAUAAAAGGGAAAUGUACUUUGCAGGCAGGGUUUAUAAUUCUGCACUUAAUGAGAAAAGCAUAGUAAAAAUUACACUAUAAUCGUGUAUGCAGAUAAUACCUUACUUUUCUUAAUAAUUUGAAAUUCACUGGCAAGCAAAGUUGUCCCAAAAAAUUGAAUACUGUACAUAAUGUCACAAGUACACUUUAUUUAUCACUGCGUUCCCUCUUAAGUUAAACAGAACUAGUGUUGCUUUUUACAUCUUCUGUGACGAUGAAGCUUCACGAGUACAAGUGUUAUUUUUCAGACAUGUUGUUUUCUACCUAAAAUCUUAUAUAUUGUAUUGACUGCGCAUUUACUCUGUACUGUGCUACUGUAUGUAAACACCGGAUGCCUCCUUUGGUCUUGACAGAACAAAACAAAAAAGAUUAUUUUUUAAAAUGUAUUUUAUUAAUAACAUUUGGUUUGGUAGUUGUGUUCACGAGAUAUCAUUAGCUAGGUAUCGGAAGUGUUGCAUCAGCUUUUUGCUGGUCCUUUACCACGCUUGACUCUGAAGUAAUGCAGGAGGAUGUGAUAUUAUACUGUAUGUUAUGAGCUUUAUCACUUAAACUCACUGCCAAAUAUGUUUCCCUCCUUUUACUCCCGUUUCCUCUCUCGCCCGUUUGCUUUAGAGUGAAAUGUGGUUUAUUGCGCAAACAGAAACGGAGGGAGGAACCAGAAUUGGGAGGCUUUUUUCUUGUCAAAUACAAACCAUAGAAUCAAUCAAGUAGCCAUGCACUGCAAGGAAGACACUGAAACCCUCAAUAAUUGCAAUUCACUCUACAGCUAACACAUCAAAAGGGAAACUCUGGUUAUCAGUAUUUGAAUAAUUUUCAGUAAGUGGCAACCCUUCACCAAGCUGACGUCUUUGCAUAAAUAUUUUCAAACAGUUCAUAACAGAAGUAAUAAUUUAUGGACAAACAGCACAUUACUGUAUAUCCAUUCACGGUGAGGACUGAAGUUUUAUAUUUUAUGUUUGCAAGAAGGUUUAUAGUGUUUAUCAUCUGUAAGGAAAAAAAAACUUGUGAGAGUCACACGGUUAAAGGGACGCAGGCGUCUGCGUGUGUUCAUAGCGUGUGUGUUGUUUUUGUGGUUGAAGUUGUUCAUUGUCCCGUCAUGGCUAGAUAGCUAAUAGGCACUGAGCUCGAUGCGUAUAUGUAUUCUAUGUAUUCUAUUGUGCCUACUUCUACUGGAGGCUGUUUUUUGGCUGUUUUUUUCCCCUGUUGCUGCUCAACUGUUGGAGCAUCAUAGCCUAACUGAAUAAACUGUAGGCUGUCAGGUACAACUGCACUGCUACUACCAAUGUGUACUUCCAUCUCUGUGAUCUGUCAACUUUUGUUUUUGAUACUUUGUUAAUUAAAAAUGUGUAUUGCAAAUGA